AAGGGAGGUUCUUCCUCGCUGCGACGUUGCUGUUGACCUUUAUAAUGCAAAGAGGAAGUUUCCGAGAGGAUCGAAACGUCCCUCUGGGCUCUGGACGCGUUGCAAAGGAAGAACGGGGGAUGAGCACGCUGUGCAAUAAACAGUCCAGGCAGAGAAGCAAGUAAGCAAGGGAAAUAGUGGCAGAGAAAAUACCAGCAACGUACAAUUCCUCUGCCCUUCCUCCCGGAAUCUACCGUACAGAGGCCUGAAAAUACAGCAGUCAGCUAAGGAGUAAGAACAUGGAGGCUGAUGUUCACGAUAGGAAAGUAUCCUGGGAAGUCAAUGGCUCCCUUGUUCCAGUUGAGCUGCAGCGUGGUAGCAGGUCAGAAAGUCCCACUCCAGGUCUGGUGGAAGGCACGGAGCCUGGUGCAGGGCAGGAGAGUGCAAUGUUUGUCCACACAAGAUCCUACGAAGACCUAACUGUGGAUGAUGAAGUGAAGACAUGCCUGGACAGUGUGGAGAAGGAAGGCAAUGAACAAUCGCAAAUCGAAGAGAUCAGUAAAGAUUUUAAACAGCUGAGCACCCAGCUGACUGGUGUGGCGAUGGAUGUGAACAAGGAGAUGGGAGACAGUGAUGCAGAUGGUGAGGUGCUGUCUGAAUGCCCUCGCAGAGAAUCGGUGCUGAGUGACAAGGAGGAGGACAUCACGGCCGACUCGUGGAAGCAACACCGCAAGCAUGUAUUUGUCUUCAGUGAGGCUGGGAAGCCAAUAUAUUCUCGUUAUGGGACAGAGGAAGCCCUUUCCUCCAUGACAGCGGUGAUGGUAGCACUUGUGGCUUUUAUUGAGGCAAGCAAAAAUGUGAUCAAGUCCAUCCAUGCAGAGAAUUACAUGGUAGUUUUUAUCCGUCGAAGUCCUCUGGUCCUCGUGGCAGUCACACACGCCCGCCAGUCAGAGCAGGAAGUGGCCAAAGAACUUCUGUAUGUAUAUUACCAAAUUGUUAGUCUCCUAACCUUAACGCAGCUCAAUCGAAUCUUUGAGCAGAAGAAGAACUACGAUCUCCGGCGGCUGCUCUCAGGGUCAGAGAGGAUAACAGAUAAUCUCCUCAAUCUAAUGGACAAAGACCCUAGCUUCCUAAUGGGUGCUGUGCGAUGCUUACCUCUGACUUCCUCCUUGAGGGAUAUGAUUAGCAGCAGCCUCCAGCAGGCCAAAGACAAAAGUCUCGUCUUUUCCAUUCUGGUCGCCCAGAACCAACUGGUAUCAUUGGUGAGGAAAAAGGACCAGUUUCUACAUCCCAUUGAUCUCCAUCUUCUCUUCAACCUCAUCAGUGCGUCUACCUCCUUCCGAGAUGGAGAGGUCUGGACGCCGAUAUGUCUACCCAAGUUCAAUUCCAAUGGUUUCUUUCAUGCUCAUAUCUCUUACCUUGACCAGGCUAGCAGCCUGUGUUUGGUCCUCAUCUCCACAGACAGGGAGCACUUUUUCCCCAUCUCAAACUGCAAAAGUAAGUUCCUGGAGCGGCUGAAGAAGCGGAAUACUUUCCAGAUGCUGCUGGAAGAGCUGCAGACCCCAUCUUACGGCAUUUCACAGGUGGGGAUUCCAGAUCUGAGGCACUUCAUCUACAAGUCAAGAAGCUCAGGUUUGUUCACGAGCCCUGCAGUAGAAGCUCCAUACACAAGUGUGCAGCAGCGGGAGAGACUUCUGGAGCUGUAUCAGUAUCUGUACAGCCGCAUCCACAAUUCUGCAAGGCCUCUGAAGUACAUCUAUUAUGCAGGAGAACGGGAGAACCUUCUGGCAUGGGUCACCAAUGGAUUUGAACUCUACAUGUGUUUUACCCCAAUGGGAACCAAAGCAGCGGCAGUAAAUGCUAUUACCAAACUGAUGAAGUGGAUCAGGAAGGAAGAAGACAAGCUUUUCAUUCUGAACCCAAUAACCUAUUGACAUAGCCCUUGACAGUCUCCUUCAUUACCUCCAGAGAAGACAAAGAUGGACUAACCACUGAGAUUGUGUGGCAAGUAAUUGAAGCUUGCAGAUCAUCAAGAUGGUCAUAACAUCUAGGGUGAGAAACGUCAUGCUGACCAGUUGUAGAAACACUAUUUCCAUUUUAAAAAACUUAGCACCAACAUAUUUGAUUGCUCCUUUACAUGUCACAAGUCUAUGUCUUAUGCAGUGUUGAAUUCUGGAGGUAUAUAUGUAUUAUAGGAGCAAUAAAUAAACUUAUAGGAUCCAAUGCACUGAGUGAAAAUUGUCACUGUUCAAUUAAGUGAGGCAUUCCUGAGAGUGCUCCUCACCAAUCAUGAAAUAUCUUGCAACGAAGGUUAAUUAUUAUCGUGAAUAGGAGUCCCCAAUCGAGUCCCCAAUUAUUUUUUUAACAAAAUGUACAAAAUAUUGUUUAUGCAUUAAGCAUGACCUUUCUUGCCUCUCACUAGAAGGGUGUGGGUUCAACUCCUUUAGAGUCCUGAGCACACAGCUCAAGACUGAUACACCAAUUGAGCACCAAGGCAAUGAUCUGACCUCUCAGAUGUUGAAGGUCCAUGAGCGGAGUGUGAAAGUUGUGCCCAGUUUAUCCCACAUUCAUUAUGGCAGAACGCCAGAAUCAGGAUUCUAGGGAAAACGCAUGUAGAUGGAACUGAGUCCUUGGCCAGAUUAGCCAUCAUCUUAUUGAAUGGUGCAACAGGCUAGUGGGCCACAUGGCUGACCCAUGCCCUUCUGUUAUGACUAAUGAUCUGUUCAGAUUGAUGUUCAUGUUGACUGCUAUGUUUCCUACAGCCCUCGGUAGCAUAGCAGCUAGCAUGAUGCUAUUACAGCUCAGGGCAUUGGAGUUCGGAGUUCAAUUCUGGCAUCCUCUGUAAGCAAGUCAGUACUUUCCUUCCCAUCUGUGUGUGUAUUUUCCUCUGGUGCUGCAGUUUCCUCCCAUAGUCAAAAUAUCUACCAAUUGGUAGGUUAAUUGAUUGUUGUAAAUUGUCCAGUGAUUAGGCUAGGGUUAAACCAGUGGGUUACUGGGCAGUACAGCUUAGUGAGCUAGAAGAGCCUAUUCCACACUGUAUCUCUAAAUAAACAAAAAAUAAAUAAAUUAGCAGUGACGACUUGUAAUAGUAUUUCAAAGCAUUUUGUGGAGUCCAUGGAUUGUCACAUAUGCUGUUGAGAGUGCAUCUUUCUUUCUUGGAGAAGAGGUGAUGUAAUCUGGCAUGAAUUUUGGAAUCCUUUUGAUCCACAAUCUUCACAGGUUAACGGAGAGACGAAGUUCUGGUGUAUGACAUUGUUUCCAGGCUGUUGCCCACGUCUAAGUCAAAUUUGCAAACAAUAAAAUGAGAUGGCUGCUGGAUUCUAACUGAGAAAUCAGGAACUGGGGUAGGCCAUUCAGACCUGUAAACCUGUGCUGUCCAAAUGCUGGGGUUUGAACUUUAAGAGAAGGGUCUUCGUGUGAAGAUUCAUUUGAUAGUCAAGUUGUGGGUUAUGCUGACGGGUUAUCCCUUGGGAAUGGAUAGAUUUCAAUUUUAUAGACAUCUGUAAGUCAAAUUUGUGCUUAAGUGCACAAAACUUUUAGUAUCAUACUCCUCAGUACCACAAUAAGUAACAUCUAAAGCACAUAUGUCUGGUAAGGAAGAGCAGUUACCAACAGUGAAGAGUGAGAGAAAGAAUUAAUGCUGCUACAAUCACAUACGUGUAUAUCGGAGUUUUAAAUUUAACAAUUUUAUGGGAGUUUAUUCAUAUGUUAAGCAUAUGUAACCUGGGAACAGGAACCUGGGGUAGACAGUCCAUCGAUGUUCUGGUAGCUAAUAAAUAGAUCACUGAAAUGAAUGGAGUGCCCCAGUUUGAAUUAAUCUGAACUGGGUUUGUGAAUGUUUCAAGGCACCAUGGUAGCGUAGUGGUUAGCGUGACGCUAUUAGAGCUCAGGGUGUCAGAGUUCAGUCAUAGCGUUUGUACAUUCUCCCUAUGAACCGCGUGGGUUUCCGGUCUGAGUGUUCCAGUUUCCUCGCAUAUUCAAAAGUUAGUAGGUUAAUUGGUUAUUGUAAAUUGUCCUGUGAUUAGGCUAGGGUUAAAUCGGUGGGUAGCUGGGCUUGUUCCACACUGUAUCUCUGAAUGAAUGAAUAAAUAAAUAUUCCCACCUUUAAUCUGUACAAUAAAUUACUUGGGUAAUGUGUCCUAAGCCCAACUGUUUUCCAUUCCCAUAACUCCAUUAACAUGGUAGUGUUCUGAGGCACUGACUGGAAGGUUGCCAAGGUUUGACUGGUGAGGAACAAGGGAAGCCUUGUCUGAAGAAGUCAAUUUUAAGAAACACCUUAAAGUAAGUGAGGGAAGUGGGCAGGGUUAGGGAGGGGACUACAGAAUUACUUUGCCUGCUGCCCAUAGUAAUGCUUUUAAAACAGUCCUUUGUAAAAGCAGAUGUCUUACUAGAGGUGUAGUAGUAAGUUUGGAAGAUAUCUUGUCCAAUGCUGUUUCUACUGAAGGCCAGCAUUGCAUUUAGUUUUGUAUUACAGCUGCUGAAGAUGGGCCAAUGGCGACUCUUCUCCCCCUUUGCUUUUCCUGAGGUAAUUCCUACAAGCUGUUUCCAAUUGGUCCUCUCCACCCCAUGGAAGCAUGUUUAGUUUAUUUAGGCACAAUAUAAAAGCUCGUCAAAGGUCGUGGGUGCAAUGUAAGUUGAACUGGCUCCAUGGCUAUGGUUACAGGCAUUGGGCUCCUGGACCAGCUGCAGUACUGACUGACUCUGUGUCUGGAGACUCACUUUUAGGGUCUCUGCAGUUCAUGUUCUGUGUGUAACUUGUUUAGUUUUUUAUUCUUUGCAAUAUUUGUUUUUUUUCACACUUUGGGUGUUUGACAAACCUUGCUUUGUGGUGAUUUUUUUCUCGUUCUAUUGUGUUUCUUUGUUUUGUGGCUGCCUGAAGAAAGUGAAUCUUAAGAUUGUAUAUAGUAUAUUUUGAUAAUGAAUGUACUUUAUUUGGAAGCAGGGAAUGUGGACAUUAAGGUAGCCUGAUUAGAAACUACGGUUGAUCUACAUUUAGAAUAUGCACGGAUAAUGCAUGUGAGAGAUUAGGGGAGGAAAAAAAACACAUAGAAAAGGAAAGAAAGAAAGUGUGUGCAAGGAGAGGGAGUGCUGAGGUCACAGCAUCAUGGGAUUCAAGGCCACUUCCACACAUUCUCCCCCUUAGGUCUAUUUUUUUCCCCUUCAAGGAUUUAAUGCAGUUCCUUUUUGAAUGCACUUCCAUGAUCUACCAGCUCAGUAGUGCAUUGGAAACUCUAACCAUUUGCAUUGUAAAAAGUUAUUCAUCUGGCCACUAUUCUCCCUGCAGUCUAACCAUUAGGGAUGAGGUGAGGAAUUAAUUUUCCUUUCCAGAAAGCAUUUGAACAGCCAUUGUCAUAAAGCACAGAAAAAUACCCUUCAACCCCUUACGCGUAUGAUGACUGCCAUGUGUCUGUACUCAUCCCAUUAAUGAGCACUUGGUUCAUAGCCUUUUAUGUCUUGAUGUUUCAAAUGUUAGUCCAGAACACGAGAUUCUGCAGAUCAGUAGCUCAUAAAGCAUCUAUGGGAGCUAAUAAACAGUUGAUGUUUUGUGCUGAGACCCUUCAUUGGGAAGGGGGAAGUCUCCAGAAUAAGAAGGCUUGGUGGGUGGGGGUGGGGAGGAGAUCAAGCUGGAAGGUGUUAACAGAAACCAGAUAGGUGGGACAUUUAAAGGAUUGCAGAAGCAGGAAUCUGAUAGGAGAGGAGAGUAGACUGUGUGUGAAAGAGAAGGAGGCGAUAAGCAAGGGAGGUGGAGGGGAAGAGGUAUGAGGCCAGAGUGGAUAAUAGAAGACAAGAAACAGGAGGAAACCUGCAGAUGCUGGAAAUUCAAGCAACACACACAAAAUGCUGGUGGAACGCAGCAGGCCAGGCAGCAUCUAUAGGGAGAAGUACAGUCGACGUUUCAGGCCGAGAUCCUUCGUCAGGACUCUGAGUGUUUGUUGCUUAACAAAUAAUAAGGUUCAUUUAUGAUACAAAUUAAAAAGUAAACAGAAUAACAUUACUGAUGUUUCAUAUGUGAUGAGACCUGGGUGGUGGCGGGUAGAGAAAGAAGCUGUUUCCCAUCCUUGUCCAAAUGCUAUAGUACCUCUUGCCUUAUGAUGAGGGUCAAAGAGAUUGUUGGGAGCGAACAUUGAUAAUACUAAUGCAGCAAGUUGCUUUUGGGUAUGUGGUGCGAUAAACUGAAUGGAAAGCAAGAUGUCUUGUACACAUAGCAAACAAAGGGCCAAUGCUGGGGCACCCUGUUAACAUCUGGAAGUAAUUGGCAAGGCAGAUUAAUUGCCCAUCUCCAAGUCAUCUGUUCCAAGGAGGAACAGCUCAAGAAAGCUGUAGCAGAGCUGCUGGGCAGUGAAAGUCAUCCUGAAGUUCUUCAUUGUUUGCUGACGUGUAGAGAUCUCUGUCCUUUUGUAUUCAUAUCUGAUCUCACCAUGCAGCGUUUGAGAGGGGAAGGAGGUGAUUGGAGUAGAAGAUAUGGAGGGUGUGAUUAGUUGAUUACGUAUAGUAAGAAAUUAAAUAUAAGAUGUCUUGCUUUCAAAUCUCUUACUAUCUUUCCCUUCAGUUAGUCCUGACGAAGGGUCUCGGCCCAAAACAUCGACAGUGCUUCUCCCUAUAGAUGCUGCCUAGCCUGCUGUGUUCCACCAGCAUUUUGCAUGUGUUGCUUAAUCCAAACCUGCUAUAUUUGUGUCUAAAUAAUUUUGAGAUUCUUUGCCCACCAAUUGUGCUGCAUUGGAAGUGGAAGCAAGUACAUGUCCUCUUAAACCAAAGGCAAGCAUUAAUAUAAAACUUGAAUUUAAGGACCCUCUCAGUAUUGGGGACGGCUGCUGAGGAGGGAGAAAGGUGGAGAAGUGUCAGAUGGAGAGAUGGUGUUCAAAAACCGACAACGUAACUGAAGAAAAGAUUUUUUUCCUCCUGCAAUUUUAAGCCGACAAGCAUUGCUGGAAACUGGAGUUUCCAAACUUUGCAGUUGGGUUUAGUUCACAAGUGUAGCUUAAUGAAUUGCCAGUGUCAGACUUGGUAUGUGAAUCUGGUCUUUGGUUCAUGGUUUGCUGGGCUGUGUCCUCUGUGAUUACUCCACUGACACUGAGGUGAACAGAAUGCUCUGUCAAACUACUGCCGGAGCACAGCAGCGGCAUGUGGGUUUUCUCAAGGGAAAUAUAGGACAGUUCUCAAAUAAAAAUAGACACAGGAGACUGCAAAUGCUGGAAUCUGGAAUCAACAAACAAUCUACUGAAACAGCUCCACACACAAAAUGCUGGUGGGAAUCAGAAGGUUAGACAACAUCUAUGGAAAUGAAUAAACAUAAAUCAAUGUUUCGGGCUGAGAUCCUUCAUCAGGACUGGAAAGGAAGGGAUUAGAAGCCAGAAUAAGAAGGUGGGAGGAGGGGAAGGAAGACAGGGUGAAGCCAGGUGGGUGGAAGAGGGAGGAUGGGGUAAGAAGCUGGCAGGUGAUAGGUGGAAAAGGCAAAGGGCUGGAGAAGAAGGGAUAGGAUAAGAGAGGAGAGUACACCAUGGGAGAAAGGGGAGGAGAGGCACCAGAGGGAGGCGAUAGGCAGGUGAGGAGAAGAGGCAAGUAGUCAAAGUGGGAAAAUGAAGAAGAAUGGGAAGGGAAAACAUUACUGGAAGUUGGAGAAAUCAAUAUUCAUGCCAGCAUUUUAUGUUUGUUGCUCUAUAUUUCCAGCAGCAGCAGGAUUUGCUGCUCCCCUGGAGGGACUCAACCGGUUGAGCAGCACCUGUGGAGGGAAAAGAACAGUCGAUACUUCGGGGUGACGUCCUGUGUUGGUGCUUGUUCUCCAGAUGCAGGACUUCAAUCUGACACAUCCACAGAUGCUGCUCAACCUGUUGAGACCCUCACACAGUUCCAGUUGAAAACAGAAUAACCUGACAAUGGUCAGUCAUCUGUUCAUGUCCCCAUCAUUCGUAGCCGUAGGAAAUUUGUACCACAUUGAAGCCACAGUUUACCAAGGAUGCACCAGUUCUGAUAAAUGAGAAAUUUAAGGAGGAAUCUGAGUUCUCCCUAUCCUCACAGGGAUUUAGUCUUCUACGCCAUGGUAGUGUAGCAGUUAGUGUGACGCUUGGGCUAUCAGAGUUCAAUUCCAAUGUCAUCUGUAAGGAAUCUGUAGGUUUUCCCUGUAACCAUGUAUGUUUUUCCAGGUUCUCUGGUUUCCUCCCACAGUCCAAAGACAUGCUGGUCAGUCAGUUAAUUGUUCAUUCUAAAUUGUCCUGUGAUUGGGCUGGGGUAAAUCAGGGAGGGGUUGCAGCUCAAAGGGUUGGAAGGGCCUGUCAUAUGCUAUAUCUCAAAAUAAAUUAUAAAUAAAUAGUUGAUGAAUCUAGCGAUUCUUCUGCUUCUUAACUGUAUAAUGAGUUUGUAUAAUUCGACUCAAGAUAAAAUACUGCUUAAGCUUUGGGAUGAUGGUGCCAGGGGUUGUUGUGCAAAAUUAUAAAAGAGCCUGCAGAGCAAUUCCAAAAGCAAGAAUCUUCCCAGCUAAAUGCAACAAGUAGUAGAUAGAUAGAUUUUACCUGAAUUACAUUUGAUUGCCAGGGGAUAAUACAAUCACCUCAGCAAAGUGCAGUGCGAUGGAAGUCCUGGAGUAGAGGCUGAGUCCUGUCAGCUGGCUUCAUGGCUUUCUACCUUGAGAAAAGUAGCUGACAUUUAGAGUGGCAGUGUCCUGGCAGCUUCAUUUAGGACUCAAAAACUUGAAGAUUUAACACUGAAAGUAAAGAUUUAUUUUUUGUUGAUAACUGACAAAUUAUUUAAUCUUCCAUUACAAAUGUUUGAGGACCCAAUUGAUCCACAACUGACCCAGAUAGGAUAUGUUUUUAUGGAAGAAAAUAGGAUCAGAACUUAAUUUGCUCAUGGGCUAUUAAAAUACACAUUGUUAUUGUUAUUGUAUAAUUUUCUGUGCCUCCUAAUUAAUGCAAAGGUAUACAGUAAUGAAUGGAAUCCCAAUCUGAGUUUGCUGGAGUCAGAGUGUGAUAAUGCUCCCUCCAGUGGCAAAUAAAUUUAGGAGAAAACUUGUUCAAAAUCACUAAUGAAACAAUAUGAAAAUAAAUAUAGUAUUUUCUUUGAACUUUGAUAAUUAUUGCUUUUCAGUGGAAAAUGUAAAAACAUUGUAAUUUAAAUAAAAUAUUGAU
Molecule: messenger RNA, 9101 nt
Organism: Hypanus sabinus (Atlantic stingray)
Lineage: Eukaryota; Metazoa; Chordata; Chondrichthyes; Myliobatiformes; Dasyatidae
Gene: mon1a
Product: MON1 secretory trafficking family member A
Exons: 6
Coding region: 279-1913 (544 amino acids)
Biological process (GO): vesicle-mediated transport; protein targeting to vacuole
Source: RefSeq, a predicted model, not a curated record